AUAACGUGUAAUUAAUGUAAAAUAAAUGGUAUUUUUUGAUCAUAAAUGUAAUGCUAAUUACGGGACGUAUAGUAUGUGAAAGAGUGUUGACUUGAAGUACACGUCGGACUCAAAAGUGUUUGCGAUAAGUCUUAACAUAAGAUUUGAUUGCAAUUCACAACACAUCCAAAAGUCAAAGCCAUGGCUUCAGAAGCGGUGGAUCAGGUGUUGAGUCAACUAAACGCCACAAUGAAUGAGACGAUUGCCAACAAUAGCACCGAAAAAGUGAAGUCAACGCCGGAAGGGAUGCUCUGCGCCUACGGAAGCAUUAUUGUCAUGGCUUUGAUUCCCAUCUUCUUCGGCGCCUUUCGUUCAGUCAUUCAUCACAAACAGCAAAAAGAAUCGGGUGAACAGCCGGAGACGAUGACACACAAAGACGCGGCGAUGUUCCCACUCAUCGCCAGCGCCGCUCUCUUCGGACUUUACAUCUUCUUUAAGCUGUUCUCCAAAGAGUACAUCAAUCUCUUACUCACCGGUUAUUUCUUUUUCCUCGGAGUUCUUGCUUUGGCACACAUUUUGAGUCCAAUUGUGAACCGAUUUAUACCGAAAGCAUUUCCAGUAAUUCCUUAUCACCUGAUCUUCAAUAAAGGAAGUGAUGAUCCAAUGGAGUCUCUAAUCGACUAUCGUUUCGAUUCCAGAGAUUUUGUAACACUUGUCGUCUGUGCGGCGCUCGGAGUUUGGUAUCUCUUUAAGAAGCAUUGGAUCGCAAAUAAUAUCUUUGGUUUGGCUUUCGCUGUGAAUGGCGUCGAGUUAUUACACUUGAAUAAUAUCGUCACCGGAUGUAUAUUAUUGGGCGGACUCUUCGUGUACGACGUGUUUUGGGUGUUUGGAACCGAUGUGAUGGUAACUGUGGCCAAAUCAUUCGAAGCCCCCAUCAAACUGGUCUUCCCUCAAGACUUCCUCGAGAGUGGAGUCAAUGGCACCCACUUUGCAAUGUUAGGGUUGGGAGAUAUCGUCAUUCCCGGCAUUUUCAUCGCUCUCUUAUUGCGUUUCGACGUCAGUCUGAAAAGGAAAGGAAACGUGUAUUUCUACACGAGUUUCGUGGCGUAUAUCUUGGGUUUAGUGUUGACAAUAGUAGUGAUGGCAUACUUCAAACACGCACAGCCGGCGCUCCUCUAUUUGGUCCCCUUUUGUAUUAGUUUUCCCGUUUCGGUCGCUCUCAUUAGGGGUGACAUUAAAGCUCUCUUCCGCUAUGAAGACCAUCCGUCAGCCGAUAAAGAGGUGGACGAGAAAAAGGAGAAGACUGUUACGAAGUCUACUAAAAAGGAGACU
Molecule: messenger RNA, 1311 nt
Organism: Medioppia subpectinata
Lineage: Eukaryota; Metazoa; Arthropoda; Arachnida; Sarcoptiformes; Oppiidae
Source: the annotation of a GenBank genome assembly